UGCACUGCCAGUGCACUAGUCUGCUGCAAGGGAUUGAGCAUUUCUCUUCUCCAUGUACACCGCGUCUGCCUUCAGACUCAGCAUUUACAAGCUCCGCAGCCCACAGGAAAUGAGCUUUACACAAAGGAGACCUUGCUGAAGAUUUGAGUCUUUGUAGAAACACUUCCACCCAUGAUUUUUGGAUACCAUCACUCUAAAAACAACUUAAAAAAAGACAAAAAGGAAAAAGAGAGCUGUAUGAUGCAGAUCCCACAGCUUCUGCAUGUACAUGAUUGUGAAGAAACGUCCUCUGACAGAAUUCCAACGAGCUUCACUCAAUGUACAUUGUGCAGAUCAGUGAUCGCUUUUGGUUAUGGAUGGUGAUUUGUGUCGACAGAUCUGGAGUCUUUGACGAGAAGGGAGGAAAGAGAGGGAGAGUAAUAAUUUGGAGUGGAUUAUUCCCUCCUCCGUGCGUGUUUUAUUCCCCCGCUCAUCUCUCCCACAGAUCGGCAUAGCAGUUAAUGCAGAGUAACGGAGAAGAGAGGAGGACAGCGCUCAUGCAUGCAGCCCGGGAAACUUGCACUUCCUACAAGCCUGCUGAAUGCCGCUUGGAUUAGUUUUCUUUUUGGGUCUUUCACACGAGGAGAACUAAGACAUUGUAAGUCUGCCAGGAUCUGGUAUCCGAUGAAAAGGAGGGAGGGGGGGCUGAAUUUGUACCACACUGGGGUCUUUUUUAGUUUCGCACAUAAUUAGUGUCAGCACAAAGGGAUCAACUGAAUAGAGGUUGUCAGCCUCUGGAAAGGGGAUAUUCAUGCUAAUGGAUUUCCUCCUAAUUGGUCUGUACCUAAAGUGGCCGCUAAGGAAGACUCCUGGGCUGAUACUGUGCUCCCUGGGCAUUAUUCUGAAAAUAGUUCCCCUGGUGGGGGCAAGCUGUCCAAGACCAUGCCGAUGUGACAACAAGCUGUUGUAUUGUGAGGGGCUCAACCUGACCGACAUUCCCCAGAACCUGAGCAGUGUCACUGGCUUGUCCCUGCGUGAAAAUAAUAUCUCCGAGCUGCGGGAUGCAAACUUUGUGGGCCUGUCGCAGCUUACCUGGCUCUACUUGGAUCAUAACAAUAUUGAAAUUGUGGAAGAGGGUGCCUUCGAGAGGCUGCGAAGGGUUAAAGAGUUGGAUCUAAGCACCAACUGGAUCGAAACCCUGCCAAACGGGACCUUUAGACCUCUGCCCAACUUGCGAAUAUUGGAUUUAUCCUAUAACAGACUUCAAUCCUUAGAGCCAGACCUUUUCCAUGGCCUUAGGAAGCUUACCAAUUUGCAUUUGCGUCGCAAUGCCCUUAAAUUUAUCCCUGUGCGUAUAUUCCAGGAUUGCAGAAGCAUGCAAUUCCUUGAUCUGGGUUACAACCAGCUGCAGAGCCUGGCACGCAAUUCAUUUGCCGGACUCUUCAAGCUCACCGAGCUGCAUUUGGAGCACAACGAGUUGGUGAAAGUCAAUUUGGCCCAUUAUCCCCGCCUCAUAUCCCUGCGAACCCUCUACAUGCAAAACAAUAAGGCCACCAUUGUGGUCAGCACCCUUGACUGGACCUGGGACCACCUGGAAAAAAUUGACUUCUCCAAUAAUGAGAUUGAGUACAUUGAGCCACAUGUGUUCGAGAGUGUGCCCAACCUUAAGACACUAACAUUGGAUUCCAAUAAACUGACCUACAUAGAUCAGCGGAUUUUGGACUCAUGGACAUCCCUGAGCAGUAUCACACUGUCAGGGAAUGACUGGGAGUGCAGCAGGAAUGUCUGUUCCUUAGCUUCCUGGCUUAGCAACUUCCAGGGACAACGUGACAAUGGCCUCUUGUGUGCCAGCCCAGACAUUGCACAGGGUGAGGAUAUUCUGGAUGCCGUCUAUGCAUUCCAGUUAUGCGAGGAUAAUAUAGACAUAACCACGCAGACCUUCACUGCCACCAAAAACCGGGCCAAAGUUUUUAUAUACAAUGGCCCGACACGAAGCCCCUAUGACCUGCAGGAUGUAGAGGGUGGGGAGGUGGUAACAAACUCCUUAACAGUGACUGUGUCUGCUGAUGAUCUGGAGAGCACCAUGCAGAUCCAUAAGGUGGUCACAGGCACCAUGGCCCUAAUUUUCUCCUUUCUGAUUAUUGUCCUCAUGCUUUACGUGUCUUGGAAAUGUUUCCCAGCAGGCGUAAGGCAGCUGAGGCAGUGCUUCACCAGCCAACGUCGCAAGCAGAAACAGAAGCAGACCAUGCAGCAGAUGGCUACUACGUCUGCAUCAGAGUACUAUGUUGACUACAAACCCAACCAUAUUGAGGGUGCACUUGUCAUCAUCAACGAGUAUGGCUCUUGCACAUGCCAGCAGCAAGCAUCUCGAGAAUGCGAGGUCUGAUUCCCAACCCGUGUAGUUUUCAAGUAAAUGGUUUCAGUGUAUUGAUGGAUUUGGAAAACACUUUCACUUUGCACCUCAUUUUGCUGCUCCAAGGAGGAAGCUACAUUUCUGAAGUGCAAGUUGGACAGAAAAUAAGAUUUAGUGCUGAUUUCUACAGCCUCAAUGCCUUGCGGGGGAAUCUGACUGUGAGACCUGUGUACUUGAUGCAAAAGAUGUGGAAUAAUUAUGCUGACCUGUCCUGGUUUCUCUCGUGAAGAGUGGAUAUUUGAGCUUUAAUGUGUAUUUCUACUUCAGGAUAUUCUAGAACUUUCUAAAGCUACUGAGGACAUCCAGAACAACAUUUUAAUGUGGUAACAAACAUACAGACAAAUUAAAUUUGAGAAAAAAAAAAGAAAAAGAAUCCAUUAAAAAUGAUUCUACAGUAUGUAAAAUAUGUUAAAAGCAGACAUGCAAAAGUGGGAAUAAAAUGCAAGAUGUUAUCCUAUUUCUUUUGUAAACUAAGAAGAAAAAAAAAUAGGACAACACAAAUGUUUAAAUAAAUGAAUUGCGAUUCACAGUAUUAAUUUCUGCAGGUGAGUUUGAGGAUUGCUUUUUGUCUGUGGUCAUUGGAAAUUAUUAUUAUUAUUAUUAUUAUUAUUAUUAUUAUUGAGCUCUGCAGCAUUGCAGGAUGUAAAUAAGCAGGGCUGUGGGGACCGCUUCACUUCAUUUGAAAUGUAAAGCUUCAGUCUAAGAUUCAGAUCUCCUCGUCUCUCCACGAGAUAUAAUCACUGUGCAAAGCUUGAUUGCUGUGGCUGUUGCAGUUGUUUCCCCUUGUCCCUAUCCCAAAUAGAUUAAGCAAACUAGCAAAAAACAAAAUUGGCUGAUGCGGUAUGAUCAGAUGGCAAAUCUCAUAUGAUAAAUUCAAACAUUUUUGUGCUGUUCAAAUAAACAAGACAAGAAGUGUCUAAGACAUUAAUUCCUUCACUGCUUCUGUAGAUUUUAGAGACAUCAAUUUGAAAGAUUCCUGUUUCAGUGCAAUGUUAUCUUUUGAAGAUGUCCCGUGGUCCCCUAUUCUUAUUGUGUGAGUGAUCAUACUCGUAGAUUGAUAGACUGAGUGUGUCCUGUAUCGAUGGUUAUAGCGCUGAUAAAAGAACAGGGCCUCUGAGAGAAGGUACAGGCUGCUCCCUAGUGUUCACACCAGCAGUAGAGGAAGACAAGAUACUGCAGCAACAAUCCCGUGGCUUGCUCUUACCCAGGUUUUGUGUGUGUUUGUGUAUAUGCCUGUUGCUUGUCUAAAUAAAUACAGUCUCUAAGCUCAGCUCAGGUUAAUGAUUACUGCCACAGCGUCAAGUAUCUGCUAUUAGGAACAAAAACCGGCUGGUCAUUGGGCUAGGGAAGGGAAAGUUACUUUGCAUUAACCGGGUUGCUGUCUCUCUUUGUUUUAAAAUAACUGGGUGAUUAUAAAUUAUAGGAGACACACAACUGUGAAGAUGGUGUGUUUGCUUAAUGUAAAGACAGGAUAAAUGUUUAUGAGGUUGUAUGUAUGUGCUCUUAUGUGUGUGUGUGUGUGUGUGUGUGUAUGCAUUUGACUAUUUAAGUGUGUAUGUGUGAGUGUGUGUGUGCGUGUGUGUGAGUGUGAUGUGUGCUUAAAACAAAAAGGUGGAAUGGAGUGAGUUUUGCGCAGUUGCAUGUGUGAAUCUAAGCUACACUUGUUUGUCACAUUUAAAUGGGAUAAGCCUUAAAGGGACAAUAUAAGGCUGAGCAAGUAUUUUUACAGUCAGAUCCACAGUUUUAUUAUGGAUUCUAAUGCCCUGCCCCUUUGAAUCCUUUAAUACUUGAUAUGAAACUGUUCUAUUUUCAGCACUGUAUUUGAUGCGUAUAUGAAGCUAAGCCAAGCUAAACCAAUACAAUGUAUUCGUACUGUUGUAAAUGAUACACAAUGUGACAUGCUUCACCCUUUCCUUAGAUUGUUUUUCUUGUCGUUAUUUUGCUGUCAAUACAUGCUUUUUUUCUCCAGGUAAAGACUAUACUUUAUCCAUGAUAGUUAUCUGGUCUGACACUCUUGGGACUAACAUCUUUUAUCUAGCUUUGUUUUUUUUUUCAUUUCCUUGCAUUGAAAGGAAUUGUUCAUACCCUAUUUUUGAAGCAAACCCCUAAAGUAUGUAAAAUCCAAUGCGUGGUUGGGUUUUUAAUGAAUCCUCUGUAGAGCAUUAAAAAAAAAAAGCAUCUCUAUUUGUGAUGUGACAUAUUUAUAGCAUGAACACUAUGAUAAAAGGACUGCAGAAGGCAUUAUUCCCUGUUCAGCAGAAGAAAUGGCAAUUGUAGCUAUUCACUCCCUCUAAAAACAGGUGGUUGGGAUUCAGAGAAACAAAAACAUGUCUUUCAAAAACAAUAUCCAAUACUGUACCAGCAUCAAGACAAAUGUCAACAGGGAAAACAAUGGAGGCGCAGAACGAGUUGUUUGAUUUCAUUCACCCUUCUCCUCUCCAACACUGAUCCCUCCUCCAAUCAAAGUGCUACUGUGGUCUGUUAUUAGCCUUUCCAGACAAUUUUUUUCAACACUAUAUUGCAUGUUUGUCAUUUCAUCCAAUCACUGCAAAGAGUCCUAUUGAAUUUCCUUUCCCCUUAAUUCUUCUUCACAGAUCAAUAUGGAUAGUUUGUGUGUGUGUGUAUGUGUGUGUGUGUGUGUGUGUGUGUGUGUGUGUGUGGUGGGGGGUUGGUGAUGAAGGAAAGAGAAAGAGGAGGUGUAUUGGGGUUAUGUUUUAUUGAUACAACAAUAUUUUAUUGAUAUUUUGGCUAAUUAGAGAAAGGAAUGCUUGGCUAUGUGCCCUGUGCCAUAAGAAAGGGGGGUGGGGUGUAUACA
Xyrauchen texanus (razorback sucker) is the source of this 5207-nucleotide messenger RNA. Its product is annotated as leucine-rich repeat transmembrane neuronal protein 1-like. Gene Ontology annotation, cellular component: extracellular matrix. The record is from RefSeq and is a predicted model, not a curated record. The transcript has 2 exons. The coding region runs from base 791 to 2365 and encodes 524 amino acids. Lineage: Eukaryota; Metazoa; Chordata; Actinopteri; Cypriniformes; Catostomidae. Gene Ontology annotation, molecular function: protein binding.